AUUUAUAAAUGGUUGAAGUCCCUUUCUGCAUUAACUGUCAGACACUUAGAGGAAGAACAGACUUAAAAUCAUAUUUAAAGUCUGUCUGUCCUAUAUCACUAGCUGCGAAUUAAAAAUUUUAAUUAAUUCAUAUUUCAUUGGCCAUAAAAACGUGUUGUAGGUCCAUUUGCUCCUUUAUGGGACCAUUAAUUAAGUAAGGAUAUAAAGACUUUGAAAUUAAAACUAUGAACAUCCAUUUUCCACCCUGAAUGCUAAAAUAAAUAGAAAAAAUAGCCUGUUAAACUAAAAUAUACCAAAUAACAAGCCAUGCCAGAAACCCAAUGUGACCUAAUGGCUGAAACAGAGAACAGGGCUCUUUUAAGUUUUACACCUUAAAACCCAUUUGAAGUUAGUGAGUAAGAUUAAUGUGGAAAUGUGUAUGAAAUGAGUCAUUCAAAGUCUAAAAGAAGUGAAUGUGAUCAUCUUACAUUCAUAAUUAAGGGGUUUAACCAAUGAUUGAACUCAGGACACUUCAUUUCAAACAAGACUUUAAGCGGAUGCGGAUUGGUUGAGACAUGAAAACGUUAUUUCAAAGAUUUUUAAGUUUUGACUUGUGGUUCGUUUGACUUGUGUUUUCCGACGUUCCCUGAACAGUCCUUGGAGGCAGCGGCGCCCUGGUCUGAGCGGGUCUGGACUCUGGAAGUUGGACUACGUCAACAGGAGAGUGGAGACCGUCCCAGCCCUCAGAGGAGCUGAGCAGAGGCGGCGCGCAGCGGUCGCUCCAAACAUCUCCAAAUGUCGACAGAAGGAAAAGAGUUUGUGCGUCUGUGAGCGUUUUCCUGCAGGUGGACAUGUUUGCUCCGCGCGUAAAGACGCACUGAAGGCGGACUAAAACGAAGCUUUGGCGCUUUUUCGUGACCACCAAGAGCAGCAGCAGAAGAUGUUGGCGAGAAAAAGCAUAAUCCCGGAGGAAUUCAGUGUGCCGGGGCUCGCCUCCCGGAUGCCCCGCAAGCCGGUGUUCAGGGACCGCGUGAACAAAGCGCGCUUCAUCGCCAAAAACGGCUCGUGCAACUUGGCGCACAAGAACAUCCGCGAGCAGGGCAGAUUCCUGCAGGACGUCUUCACCACGCUGGUCGACCUUAAAUGGCGCUUCACGCUGGUCAUCUUCACCACGACGUUUGUGAGCAGUUGGCUUCUGUUCGCCAUGAGCUGGUGGCUGGUGGCGUUUGCGCACGGAGACCUGGACCCGGAGCGGCAGAACGGGACCCACUGCGUCACCGAUGUCAAAUCGUUCACGUCAGCCUUCCUGUUCUCCAUCGAGGUUCAGGUGACCAUCGGCUUCGGAGGACGUAUGAUAACAGAGCAGUGUCCGACUGCAAUCACCGUCCUCAUCAUGCAGAACAUAGUGGGACUCAUCAUCAAUGCCGUCAUGCUGGGUUGUAUCUUCAUGAAGACGGCUCAGUCAAACCGUCGAGCAGAGACUCUGAUCUUCAGCCGUCACGCUGUGAUCGCUGUCAGAAACAACCGCCUGUGUUUCAUGAUUCGUAUCGGGGAUCUGAGGAAGAGCAUGAUCAUAGGAGCGACCGCCAGGUUACAGGUGGUGAGGAAGACAACCACACCAGAGGGGGAGGUGAUCCCCAUCCAUCAAAUCGACGUCCAGACGGAGAGCGCUGUGGCCAGCAACAGCCUGUUCCUCCUCGCCCCGCUCAUCAUCUGCCACAUCAUCGACAAAAACAGCCCGCUGUACGACCUGUCGGCCAUGGAGCUGCAGUGCAGCGACCUGGAGGUGAUCGUCAUCUUGGAGGGGGUUGUGGAGACGACGGGGAUCACCACACAGGCCCGGACCUCCUACAUCUCCGAGGAGAUCCAGUGGGGUCACCGCUUCGUUCCCAUAGUAACGGAGGAGGAGGGCGUGUACUCGGUGGACUACUCCAAGUUUGGUAACACAGUCAAGGUAACGACGCCGCCCUGCAGCGCCAGAGAACUGGACGAGAAGCCGUCCAUCUUAAUCCAGACUCUCCAGAAGAGCGAGCUGUCCCACCAGAACUCGCUGAGGAAGCGUAACUCCAUGCGACGCAACAACUCCAUGCGUAAAAGCGCAGCAAGCAGCGGAAACCUGCGCAGGAACAACUCUGGGCUCGUACCGCCUAAAGUCCAGUUCUUCACCCCGACCGAAGGAGGCCAGGCCCUGAACGCCGUCACCUGACAUGAGGCCUGCCUCCUGCUGGCUGCCCUGCUCCUCCUGGUGGGAAGGAGGAUUGUGGGUGAUGGUGUAUCUCCUGCUCUGAUGGGACCCGUUCUUUUUCUGUUCCCGGCCUUGUCUAGACUUGUCUCCUAACACUUUACACUGCUCAUGUUACUCCAUGUUUGUGUGCUUGGAGUAAUCUAGUUCUUAUUUUAGAAUUAGCUGUUAAACCUGUCCAGAAAACAUUUCUCCGCACUGACAGAGCUGCCACAAACCAAAAGCAAAACAUUUCUUCUCUUCAUUAUCAUUAAAGCAAUAAUUACAAACACUGGGGCCUUUAUGCCUAUUUUACCGUUUUGGGGGAGAUAUAUUUUCUUAUUGAUUAAAGUCACAGUUUAACUACUAGUAGUGGUUACUAGUAGCAACCAAUCACUGUACUGUACAUGUGUAUUUUUCACUUUAUUUUGUAGUUUGUGUUGUUUGAGAAUAAAUGCACUCACUUCAUCUGAA
Molecule: messenger RNA, 2674 nt
Organism: Siniperca chuatsi (mandarin fish)
Lineage: Eukaryota; Metazoa; Chordata; Actinopteri; Centrarchiformes; Sinipercidae
Gene: kcnj8
Product: potassium inwardly rectifying channel subfamily J member 8
Exons: 6
Coding region: 920-2185 (421 amino acids)
Biological process (GO): regulation of monoatomic ion transmembrane transport; potassium ion import across plasma membrane
Cellular component (GO): plasma membrane
Molecular function (GO): ATP-activated inward rectifier potassium channel activity
Source: RefSeq, a predicted model, not a curated record